AUGACCGGUAGUGACGAACCGGAAGAGACCUCUAGGGAUGACCCGCCGCUGACUCACGCCGUGGAAUUCUUUGGAUUCAAAAUCGUUAUUGAAAAAUGUCAGAACCCCAAAAACGGAAGAAGUCCCGUUUGGGACCAUUUUGAAAAAGUGGGAUCGUUAGGCGCUAAAAAGUGUAGAUGUUUGCAUUGUGAAGCCAUUUUAAGAUUUUGUGGAAAUACCACGAAUAUGCUGUCUCAUCUUUCGAUCCAUCAUCGAGAUAUUUAUUUGCAAGUUCAGACUAAACUGCAAAAGUCUCGACCAAAAUAUUCCUCAACGCCGAAACGACCAAGAUUAUUGGACGAGAAUAGGAACGAAACGGAAGAAUGUAAAAAUGAGGUGGAUGUGGAAAUAAAUGCUGCUGGUCCGUCAUUUACACCGAAGGACACUGAUGCUCCAACUUCGAAUGACAGGGGGAAUAGCUCAACCCAAGCAUCUUCUUCUUCCAGCCAUGGGAAAUUUUUGCUUCAUCUUCGCAACAGCGAAAAAAUGAAACAUUUUCUACGUCAAUUGAUGCUCUUUAUUGUGAGAGGAAUGCAUUGCCUUUCACUUGUCGACAAUCUCUUUUUCAUCACGUUUGUACGCUAUUUGGAUCCUAGGAUCACUUUACCGUGUCGCAGUAGCAUAACCCACAAACAUUUGCCUGAAAUAUUUAAGAAACUGGAUCUCUAUUUCAGUACUGUGGUUUCUAGUGAGGCCGAGAAAAGAACAAGAAACCACAUCGUUUUCAGUUCAGAGGAGAGAGUAAAGAUAGUCAGCAAUUGGCAGCUCAAUCUAUGCAACAAAACAAGUCUUCGAUCUGGGAAGGACACGAUGAAGCUUUCGCCAUGUAAAAUGCCAACAUUACUGCCAAGGACCAAACAAAGAAGCCAACAGAAUAAUUCUGACGGAAGAAUCUAA
Molecule: messenger RNA, 936 nt
Organism: Daphnia magna
Lineage: Eukaryota; Metazoa; Arthropoda; Branchiopoda; Diplostraca; Daphniidae
Molecular function (GO): DNA binding
Source: RefSeq, a predicted model, not a curated record